CAUUAAGCAAAACAUUUGUCUUGAGUUUAAUGAGUAGACGGUAUAAACUUCCGUGACAGAAACACAGCUGUAAAACCUAUUUGUACUUAAAAAAAAAAGCUUAAUUGCUUAGUUAGUCAAGGACGUUUUGAACGUUGAAGCUUUACAAAGACACACGUAACCUACCCAUUGAAAGUAAUAGUAAAAAGAAAAAAAGGGGGUGUAACGGCCAGCCUAUAGACUGUCAUACCCGGGUCAAGCUGCCUGCAAGACAGCUCAACCAGGCUAUGUACCGUAAAAAACCCGUGGUCAAGAAAAAAACAAAGAAGAUCGUGAAGAGGUAGACUAAUAGGGGAGAUUCGUGUUGUUGUCCACGAGUGAAGAAAGAAAUCAACAGAGAACCCCCAUUCUUUGUUUCCUGGCAGCUGUCUCGCAGCUGUGAAGAUUAUGUAAGGAGGAAAGCAAACAGGUUAUGCUUUUUGAAGAAGAGGUGGUAAUGUGCGGCAAAGGCGUGAUGUGCCAGUGGGAGGCGGUCAGCGAGAGACCCGACAUCAGCCAAAAGAAACUCGAGGAUGCCUCAAGGAGAGGGGGCAGAGGUGGUAAGCACCGAUGGCACAAGCGUGGGAGGAAGGUGGGCAGGGCACCGUGGCAGCAGCAGACUCCUUACAACAAGCACGGUCGGCCAGGUUCACGUCCUUUUGGGGGAGCGACUCUGCGCCCUGUCAACGCGCAAGGGAACCGGGCGCCAGGUAUGAGAGCCCCACGAAACACGAACCAGUUUCUGAUGCACGAGAAGUACCAGCUGCUGCACAUGCGUUCUGACUCAGUUGGCACAGACAGCGGGUCGGACUGUGAGGUGGACUUCACAGACAUGGACUCCUACCUUGGCGUGCUCGAGAACGCCAGGGGGGCGCUGUUGGACAGCCCCGAUCCGUCCCUACCAUCCUCGGUGAAGUUUUGCCCGAGGCAGCGUCCAAAACGACAGGAAGUCAAUUUCUUCAGCUUUGGUGACAUGAUUGAUCAGGAAGAGAGCAUGCAAUAUUUCCCAUCUGAAGACGACGUGUUGCAAAGUGAAGAUUUCAUGCAAAAGGACUUUAUUGAAUUCUGUAACACAAUUGCUUAAGUACACCGCGUGUAAAACACAAAAAGGACCUCGUUGCAUUUUGUUUCUGUUUUGUACAAAGACCAAAAGGUAUUUAUUUUGUAACUGUAACCAAACUGUGGUAUGGGGGGUUGGAGUUAAAGAGUUGCAAUGAUACAACGAUGCAAUUUUGUGUUGGAAGUGUGACGUGUUUCCAUUAAGUCUGUCUUGGUGUUUUGAAUGGGGAGGGGUUAGGAGAGAAGGAGUGAAUCCAAACAGCCAAUUAUUCCGAAUAGAAAAUGAUUGACUGGCACUGUGUUGGUGUUUUUGUUCCACCCCCUUUACCGAUUUGUUUUUUUUUGUUGACAUUGUCAUAACUGUUUCAACUUUCUUUUUAAUAAAUUAAUGAACAGUUUUAAUAAGUUGUUUGUGAUAUUUUUUUUAAUACUGAACGACACGUUUUUAUGCAUUGCACAUGUUUAAGAUUGGCAUACGCUAGUUACAUUUAGUCUCUAAGUAUUUUACAAAAUGCGGCAGAAAUAGUGAGUAUAUGUAGUAAAAGUUUUUUACGCAGAGGUAAAAAAUAUAAAUCGAUUUAAGUAUCUUACAUGAUGUAAAUUAAUUGACCCCUAACGCUAUUUAAAAUAUAUAUUUAAUACACCAGUUUUAAGAGUUCUACCUGCUCUUUGCUAAUGUAAACAAACUGUACUGUCAACAAGGUAAGGUGGAGUCGUGUACAGAUGACUAGGGAAGAAUGUAGUGACACCAGUUUACGUAAUCAAUUACGUACUUGCAGAGUCAGGUGACAAUAAUUACUAAUUAGAGACCAUUGUUCAAGGAACUGUGUCUGGUCAGUUCAGAGCGGAUUUUGGAGAAGACUGACUGAUUACUGGAACCUGUUUUUUCAGUGAGGCAUAGGGACAUGUUAGCAUAUGUUUGAAAUGUUCAGGCCUUGUGGAAUAUGUACAUAUUUAAAAAUAAAUAAAAA
Messenger RNA from Polyodon spathula (Mississippi paddlefish), 2048 nucleotides. RefSeq lists its product as uncharacterized. Lineage: Eukaryota; Metazoa; Chordata; Actinopteri; Acipenseriformes; Polyodontidae. The coding region runs from base 452 to 1102 and encodes 216 amino acids. The transcript has a single exon. The record is from RefSeq and is a predicted model, not a curated record.